This is a messenger RNA of Xyrauchen texanus (razorback sucker), 4540 nucleotides long. Its product is annotated as enhancer of mRNA-decapping protein 3-like. Gene Ontology annotation, molecular function: mRNA binding. The coding region runs from base 113 to 1618 and encodes 501 amino acids. Gene Ontology annotation, biological process: P-body assembly; deadenylation-independent decapping of nuclear-transcribed mRNA. Gene Ontology annotation, cellular component: P-body. NCBI's taxonomy places the organism in Eukaryota, Metazoa, Chordata, Actinopteri, Cypriniformes, Catostomidae. The record is from RefSeq and is a predicted model, not a curated record. The transcript is spliced from 7 exons.
GAAGAAGCCGUUCGCGUAGUCGAGUUCUUCAAAAGAGUUUAUCAAAUUCCAACACAAUAUAGUUGUUACUCAAAUUAUUUAAAGGAUUUACUUUUGACAACAGCUGGUCACAAUGGCAUCAGACUGGAUUGGCAAUCUUGUUUCAAUCCAAUGUGGACCAACACUAGGAGUUUAUCAAGGAGAAGUUUCUUCAGUAGACCCGACCAGCCAAACUAUCUCUCUCAGACAUCCCUUCCACAAUGGAGUCAAGUGCACUGUGCCUGAGGUUACCUUCAGUGCCAUGGACAUCAAAGAUCUCAAAAUCCUUGAGAUCCGUAAGAAUUCCACUGAAGUUCCAAAGCAGAAUGGUUCAGACUUCAACCCCACAUUGACACAGCAUGGUGCAUGCAAGGAUACGGGUGGCGUUGUCCAAAUGAACAGUGUUCCUGUGACAGUACCUAAUAAAGCUGAGCCCAAAUUACAGGAAGGAGGUGUGUCUCCACUCCCACACUACUCGAAGAGUUAUGGUGAACGUCACAUGGACAUGGCUGUCCAAAGUAAAGGCUUUAGAAGAAGACACAACUCCUGGUCGUCUAGUUGCAGAGGUCCAAAUCAGGUCACGCCUAAAAAGAACGGAGUGAAGAAUGGGGGUCAUAUGAAGAAUAAAGAUGAUGAAUGUUUUGGAGACGGGAUGGAAGAUGUUCUUGAUGAGGACUUCGACUUUGAGGGAAACCUCGCACUGUUUGACAAAGCAGCAGUGUUUUCGCAGAUUGAAUCAUCAGAACGGCGAGGCAAUGGUGCAAGAUCUCGAGGGACACCUGGAGAGCAAACACCAUCACGAUACCGCCAUGACGAGAACAUUAUAGAAGCCAAACCUGUCAUCUACAGACAGAUCACAGUUCCACAUCCUGAAACAAAAGAGUAUAGCACUGACUCAGGGCUGGUGGUACCGAGUAUCUCUUUUGCUUUGCACAAGCGUUUGUUGGCUGCAGCUGAAAGUCAUGGUCUGUCUCUAGAGCGCAGGCUUGAGAUGACGGGUGUAUGUGCAAGUCAGAUGGCCCUCACUCUACUUGGAGGCCCAAACAGAUUAACCCCAAAGAAUGUGCAUCAACGGCCCACGGUGGCCCUGUUGUGUGGGCCUCAUGUCCAGGGAGCCCAGGGCAUCAGCUGUGGCCGCCACUUGGCCAAUCAUGAAGUGGAGGUCAUCCUUUUUCUGCCAAACUUUGUCAAGAUGUUGGAGGCCAUCACCAGUGAGCUUGCACUCUUUGGCAAGACAGGGGGAAAAUUGGUUUCUAAUGUGAAAGACUUACCCGAGACACCCGUUGACCUGGUUAUAAACUGCCUUGAUUCGCAUGAAAAUGGAUUCUUGAGGGACCAGCCCUGGUAUAAGGCCGCUGCUGACUGGGCAAACCAGAACCGAGCCCCUUUAUUAAGCAUCGACCCUCCAGUAAGUGGACAGGAGCACGCAGUAGAAGCUAAAUGGUCUCUUUCUCUAGGCCUCCCCCUGCCUUUGUCCGAGGGGGCAGGCCGAGUCUACCUAUGUGACAUCGGCAUCCCUAGACAGGUGUUUCAAGAAGUGGGGAUCAAAUACCACUCCCCCUUCGGGUGUAAGUUUGUCAUCCCUUUGCACUCUGCAUAAGCCAUACCUUCUUCGGUUUGGGUCAAGGCUCACUGAACCAGUAACUGCCUUAAAGAUUUUAAAAGAACAGAAGUCAGUUUGAAUGUUGUGACAAGCCUUUCUUUGCUGCACAAUUGGAACUUUGCUUAUUUUUCUCUUGAAAUUCUUCAGUGGGGACAGGAUAAGCCCCAUCAAAGGAAAGUGAUGGGAAAGGAUACCAGCUCUUGUGACAACUCUGAUAUUAAAAGCAGAACAAACAUUAGAAUAUUCUCAGUGUCUCUGUUUCAUUCUGAAGUCUAAUAGUCUUACAAUAAUCCUUCAGAUGGCCGUUUCAACAUAUAGACUGAUCCUUUUGUAAGGAACUAUUUUCAAUUUUUAUAGUCAAAAUUGUGAAGUUAAUUCCACAAAACCAUCAAAACAGCUAGGCUCACACUUACGGUGCGUGUCAAAUUCCAUUCUUAUUUUGUUUACUUAAAGCAUCUCAAGUAGAAGUUUUAACUUCAAAGUCAGGUUUGCAGAUUUUUUCUCCUGCGAAAGAUGUCAGAAUCUGCUGUAAAUGGGGGUUUUGCUUUAUUCUUUUUGUACCAGUGUGAUCAAAGUCAGUGUUAGUUGGCACUGAGAUUGAGACAGUAUAUUGCUUGCUAAAUUUCUUCUUACAGAUGUUGAAAAAAGCAUUAUUUGCUGUGACUAUUGACCAAGUCCAGUGUGUUGUAAAUAUAUCAGAGAUUGAUUAAGUUCUUGUCAGUGAAAAUGUUGCACACUUGAAUGUCAUGGAAGGUAAGUGUACUAUAAAACCAGUCCAUGAUAUGGGUUGGCAUUGGACCAAUACUGACCAGUUUUAAGCAGUUAUUGUCCAAUACCGACUGCCAUUAUAUUUGUGCAUUCUUACUCCUCAACAGAUUUUCUAGAGGCAAUAGCUUGAAGCAUUGUUUUUCCUCAUUUUCAUUUAUUUGCCCUUGAGUGCUGAUUCGCUCUCAAACAGUUUAUUGAAAUCCUGUUUUAAAUGGGUUUCAAUUCAUAGAGUCAUCAUCUCUUGUUUGGUUAUAGCAAACAAUGAUCUUUUAUUAGGGGAGUUACUCCACAUAUUACAAUAAAAGUUUCUAAAAUUAAUUCAUGAUUUUAUUAUAGGUUACACAUCCCAUCACAAAACCUCUGUCGCAUCUAGAGCAAGUGAAAGGUCAGUACGGGUAACAAAUUAUGAUUACCAGUAGUAGUUUUUCAAAACAAGCACUGUUAAAGACAAAAAAGUUAUAUUUAAACCAUCAGAUUACUAAAUGCCUUAUAAGUUAAAAUGAGAGGCACUUACAAUUCUAAAAUACUCUUAGUUGGUGUACAAACAAGAUGCAUUUGUGACAAUAACUUAAUUUGGUUUCAAAUAUGUCCAUGUCCUGAAAUAUGAAUGACUUUCAUCUCUGUACAGUCAGUUGACUGCUGUCUACUCCUAACAGCUGGAAUAAUGUACUACUUUCAUCAGACUAAUUAGCUUUUUAUCUUUAAGCUUUUUUUCUGUUAUGUCUUCUGAAUUUGAAUAGCAAAUAUUUUGUAUUCAUUCUCCCAUACAUCAUUUAGAGAACACCUUUCUCCUAAUAGUUUUUACUGUUAUGCCAUUUCAUCUUUAUAAUUUCAGAUUUCUAUAAAUUUACAACAAAGCUUAGACUCUUUUUUUAUGCUUCGUUCAAAGGCCUUGCCUGCAUUUUAGGCAGUGUGUAAGAGUACAGGUCAUUGCUAUCUGUUUUUAGUUACAUUUUUUUAUUUUUCUUUGUUAAGCUGUGUACAAUCUAUGUGGAAUCUCUUAAGAUGACUGCCCCAGAUGUCUUUUUGUACUUGUUAAAACAAAAGGGUUUAGAAAAAGAAAACGGAAAAUAACAGACCUGGCACAUCGGCUAUUCUCAGUUGUGGGGAAAUUUGAAAUGUGACAUUUGUAUUUUCUUUUGUCUUUAUCUCUUUAUUUUACAUUUGUAUGUGGACUGUAAGGUCUAAACGGUGUAAUUUUUACAGUCUCUGAUGGCUGCUCGAGAGCCACGUGGCUCCUCAAAAGUUGCUUUUGACCUCCAAACAAAGAUUGAAUGAAUCAUUAUGACAGUUAUUGAAAGCAUUAAUAAGUAAAUGAUGCUAAUAUAAGAUUGCACUGCCCAUGUAUUGAGAACCCGGAAUAAAAAAAGUUAUUGGUCUAUCAUUGCUGUGGAUGAAUACAUAUAUGAGAACUUGUAUGUUUAAUUAAUGAAUAAUACAGCAGUUAAUGAGCAAAUGUAGCCCUUAAAGAGCUUAAGAAGUUGUGCCAAAAUCACUUGUUGGUCUUAAAGUUGUAGCUAUCACAUGAUAGACUUGUUACUUGUUCUUCUUUGGUAGUUUAAAAAUAUUACUACUGUACAUGUUUUUUUUUAAACAGAAUAUAUGUUUGCAUUCAGCUCCAAAAGAAAAGUUAGUUUCACUUUAACAACAACUGCAGAAUGCACUGAGUAAUUCACUUGAAUAUUGUUUGAAACACAGCAUUUACUUAGUUUUAUCUGUUAAAAUGCAGGGUUAUUUAAACAAUUCAUCCAUUUAAGAGUUAACUGAGAGUGAAUUUUGCAUCUAAAGCUUAUUUGUGUUAUUCCCCACAUUUGUUAUGGUGACGUCAUUGAAAACAUCUCUGAAAGUUCCUAGAGGUUUGUUUGGUUCAGUAUCAAAGGAUUCAAGCUACUUUUUGCCAUUCUUGUUUUUUCUUCACAAAAGGAUAAGAUAAAGGUUGUUAACAUUGCAUACUUUUACCAGUUAUCUCUGCACCUGUUGUAAAAGGCAAGACACAAUUUAGUAAAUGAAUACUAUUUGACUUGUUUUAGACAACGUUAUUCCCAUAAAUUGUGAAUUAGUGACAUAUCUGUUUAGUAUAGUUCUGAUAUCACUGUCAACCUUACAUGCUUAACACUGUCAACCGUGAAGUUUAAAGAAUUAAUAAAGAGA